AAAUCAUUAGGCGGACCGAAAUGAUAUGUUACCUAGUUGGGCGAACGAUGUGUUUCCCGAUGGUACAAUGUACAACAUCACCUUGUUGGAAUACGAUCUUCUUUCGGCGACUUCUCUGCAGAGACAAUUGAACGGCGGAACUCUUUUGGGAGAGAUUAUCAGUAACUCGUUGAGCUAUAUAAUAGGUGACAUACCGAAGGAACGAAAAAUGAUGUUGUAUAGCGGUGACGCAAGAAAUAUCGUUGGCGUGCUGAAGAAUCUUGAUCUUUGGUCCCCUCACAUUCCCAACGAAGCGGCUGCGUUAAUAUUCGAACUAUACUUCGAUAACGACACGAAUAUUUACGGAAUGAAGAUUAAUUAUUAUACGGGAAUCGAUGACACGAUGAUCGUUCUGUCGCUACCAAACUGCACAGACAUAUGUCCACUACAGACUUUAAUAAAUGCCACUAUCGAUCUAAUACCUCAGGACUCACGAUCUUUAUGUGGCUGGUUUAUUAAGAGCUUAACGGAAGAUUUGUCGGAGAAGAAGGAAUUUAACUCGUCAAAUCACAAUGGAUUUGUUUCGUAUCAGAGCAAAACUUUAAUAUUUAUUUCAGCUUUCUUUACAGUAAUUGUUCAAUAUUUAAAGUAACCGCGCGUACACUAAAAUU
Messenger RNA from Wasmannia auropunctata (little fire ant), 650 nucleotides. Its product is annotated as venom acid phosphatase Acph-1-like. The record is from RefSeq and is a predicted model, not a curated record. Lineage: Eukaryota; Metazoa; Arthropoda; Insecta; Hymenoptera; Formicidae. The transcript is spliced from 2 exons. The coding region runs from base 26 to 631 and encodes 201 amino acids.